GUGUCUUGGGUUCGACAACAUGAUCUCCACAUAUUGACUGUUGGCAGCUACACCUAUACUAGUGACCAAAGGUUCAAAUCCCUUCAUCUGGAAGGCACAACUGACUGGACGUUGAAAAUACAGUACACCAAGAAGCAUGACACUGGAGUUUACGAGUGUCAGAUCAGUACAGAGCCAAAACUUAGUCUGAAUUACACUUUAAACGUUGUCGUGGCUAAAGCAGUAAUUAUAGAAGGAGAAAAACUUUACAUCCAGAGUGGAAGUAUCAUCAACCUCACGUGCGUCAUCACGGACAAUAAGGAUCCUCCUAUAUACGUUUUCUGGUACCACAAUGGGAAGAUGAUAAAUUAUGAGACCGACAAAGGGAUCGAGGUGGUAACUGACAAGGGCCCUACAACAGUUAGCAAGCUUCGGAUCGAGAACGCUAAGUCGAGUAAUUCUGGGAAUUAUUCAUGUUCCCCUUCUUAUUCAGAUUCUGCAAAUAUUACCGUGCACGUUCUCGACGGGGAUAAGCCAGCGGCUAUGCACCACGGACAACAUACCAGCCAAGGAAGUACGAUCACCUGUAAUGUCGUCCUUUUACUUAUCACAUGGUUUCUGGCCCAUACAUUGUGCCUUGAGACAAGAUAUAACCUCAGCGGAGUUUGGAACCAACCCAGCUGACUUCGUACGUGUUAUCAGCUUCAACUUUUGUGUGUGUGUGUGUGUUGUCAAACACCACCUGUCACUGUACUCGUAUCAUGUCAGUUAAAUCCGUGUAUGCGGUGUGCUGUUAAAAGUCUUCUGGAACAUUUUAUCACUAAAGUCUUCACACCCCGACAGAUAAUCCCGCUCAUCGUCGUUGGACCAUCACUGUUUUACUUUCGGUUCGUUCAAGUGCUUUUUUCAGUUGGCGUUGGAAAUAAACUCGGAAAACGGUCUCUGGUCAGUCAUCCAGAAUGACCUCGUCACCAAGAUUUUUAAUCCUGGAAUUAACUAACAUGACUUCAUUUUAUGUGCUCUUUGUAGAAUGCGGUGAAGUUUGCGACAUGUCUAUCUAAUAAAUCUCGAUCUUAUUAGUCUGAGAUAUGUCAAGGAGACAAUUCAUAAAAAAAAAAAAUAAUAAUGUUGAUUCCUGAUCUGGAUAUAUUAUAUAGCUUUAGUGACAUGUCUGCAUGUUUAUUCAUAUAAUAUUAUGUAGAAGUGGAAAAAAUAUGAUAUCACCUGUUUGUUUGUUUUUUCUUUUUAAUUUUAUUCUGUAGUCACUAAAGGUGUUGAGGGGAAGAAAUUCAGGAACUCUGCAAAGCUGCUUUGCAACGUUCUCUUUCUGUAGGGAGUUUUCUCUGAAAACCGUGGAACAAAAUGGACUCAUCAACUUUAGUGACGUAACAUAGAUCAAAGAAACCGUCAGCGUCUGUUUCUUACUUGUAAACGCUGUCACAAGCCAGCUGUAGAAUAUAAUGAUAUGCUAAUAAAUAAGGUGUCAGUAGCUCGUA
Limulus polyphemus (Atlantic horseshoe crab) is the source of this 1475-nucleotide messenger RNA. RefSeq lists its product as uncharacterized. The transcript is spliced from 3 exons. Gene Ontology annotation, cellular component: neuron projection membrane. Gene Ontology annotation, biological process: synapse organization. The annotation marks the transcript as partial. The record is from RefSeq and is a predicted model, not a curated record. NCBI's taxonomy places the organism in Eukaryota, Metazoa, Arthropoda, Merostomata, Xiphosura, Limulidae.